Molecule: messenger RNA, 1581 nt
Organism: Penicillium malachiteum
Lineage: Eukaryota; Fungi; Ascomycota; Eurotiomycetes; Eurotiales; Aspergillaceae
Product: lysophospholipid acyltransferase
Exons: 5
Coding region: 1-1581 (526 amino acids)
Biological process (GO): glycerophospholipid biosynthetic process; lipid modification
Cellular component (GO): membrane; endoplasmic reticulum
Molecular function (GO): 1-acylglycerophosphocholine O-acyltransferase activity; 1-acylglycerol-3-phosphate O-acyltransferase activity
Source: RefSeq, a predicted model, not a curated record
AUGUUACCCUAUAUCGAUAGCUUGUUCGAGAUCCCUGCGCAACUCACAGGCGCGUCAGUGGAUGAGCUCAAGUUGAUCGGCUCCUUCCUACUCUCCUACCCACUGGCCGCGUUACUCAAGCGUAUCCCCGAUGCUCAACCUUGGAAGAAGAAUGCCUUCAUCAUUGGUGUUUCGCUCUUCUAUAUUAUUGGUCUUUUUGGUCUUUGGGAUGGUCUGCGCACAUUGAUGUACAGCGCGGUGGGAACCUAUGCCAUUGCGUACUACAUUGAUGGCUCCCUGAUGCCAUGGAUCGGUUUCAUCUUCCUCAUGUCGCACAUGUCGAUCAGCCACAUCUACCGCCAGAUCGCCGAUGAUGGGCAAGUGGUCGACAUUACAGGAGCUCAGAUGGUCCUCGUUAUGAAGCUUUGCGCCUUCUGCUGGAACAUUCAUGAUGGUCGUCUGCCACAAGAACAGCUCUCCGACGCACAGAAGUAUGCGGCCAUUACCCAAUUUCCCAGUGUCCUCAACUACACGGGCUACGUCUUGUUCUUCCCAUCGUUGUUCGCCGGUCCCGCCUUCGACUAUGUGGACUACCGCCGUUGGCUCGAUACCACCCUUUUCGACGUUCCCCCAGGCACUGACCCUGCUAAGGUGCCGCUGACUCGCAAGAAGCGUAAGAUUCCCCGUAGCGGCACCCCGGCGUUCAAGAAGGCCUUGGUCGGACUGUUGUGGAUUGGUGGAUUCGUGUUCCUUGGUGGGAUCUUCACUACGGAAUUUGUUCUAUCGGACGAAUUCCUCAAGUACGGUUUCCUACGCCGCAUGAUCACAGUUUACCUUCUCGGAUUCACCGCGCGCCUGAAGUACUAUGGCGUCUGGUCUCUGACUGAAGGUGCCUGCAUUUUGUCUGGUAUGGGUUACAACGGGUUUGAUCCCAAGUCCGGCAAGGUAUUCUGGAACCGCCUGGAGAACGUGGACCCCUGGGGACUGGAGACUGCCCAGAACUCGCACGCCUACCUUGGAAGCUGGAACAAGAACACUAACCACUGGCUGCGCAACUAUGUCUACCUGCGCGUCACUCCUAAGGGCAAGAAGCCUGGUUUCCGUGCUAGUAUGGCUACUUUUGCCACCAGUGCUCUCUGGCAUGGCUUCUACCCAGGUUACUACAUGACAUUUGUCCUAGGCUCAUUUAUUCAGACUGUCGCAAAGAAUUUCCGUCGUUACGUCCGUCCAUUCUUCCUGACUCCAGACGGUUCUAAGCCUACGCCCUACAAGCGUUACUACAAUAUCGCUAGUUGGGCCGCUACUCAACUAACCCUCGGCUUCACCGUUAUGCCGUUCAUCCUACUAAGCUUCAGCGAGUCUAUGGCCGUCUGGUCUCGCGUUUACUUCUACGGUAUCAUCGGCACCAUCGGCUCUCUCCCAGGAGACCGUUCGUCCCCGACACUCGGUCUUCCCAACGAUCCCGAGCGUGACUUCGACGAGGCUGUUCAGGAGAUCAAGUCGGAGAUUGAGUCCCGACGUCGCCGUGGUAGUGUGGUUACCAUGCCUACUGGAGAGGAGUUGAAGAUUGCUGUUGAGCAGAAGAUUGGACGUAAGCUGUAG